AUGUCGCUGCCACCGAGCUCGCCCCGGCUGCCUAGCCCCCCACCACCGGCCGAGAUUCAAAUCGGACCCAAAUCGCCGCUUAUGGGCGCCAACGCAGCACGCCAGACGACGCAGAUGGAACAGACGGCCAUCGACGUCAACGCAAAACGGCGCAGUCAUCGAGGCACAAAGGCGGCCGAUAUGGCCGCGGGGCCGCCCCUGGUACCGUUGCACGAGCUCGACUCGGCCUUUCAGCUUCAGGAACACCUGGCAGCCCUGCACUACCACCACACCGCGAGCCACACGACGCCAAUCAACCGCGACACAGCAGAACUUCUCGCCACUCCGCCGGCCGGCGUCGACAAGACGCUGUGGCUGUACGAGCUCUGCCGCUUUCUCAUCGCCCAGUGCAACAGCUUGAUCGUCGGCUUCCUCUUCGACACGCCCCCGUGCAGCGCCGCCACCUGCCCCGAGAUGCGAGCCGGCGAAUGGCAGUUUCUGUGUGCCGUGCACGACGCCCCCAAGAGCUGCUGCGCCAUCGACUACUGCUGCCACACGCUCGACUGGGCCACCAACGUCGUGACGAACCCCAAGAUCUUCCCCAGUCGCUUCGUCGUGGACGCGCACGACAGCAACACGGCCGUCAAGAACCUGAUCAACAUCUUCCGCCGCCUGCACCGCAUCUUCGCCCACGCCUGGUUUCAGCAUCGCGGCGUGUUUUGGUCCGUCGAGAGCCAGAGCGGUCUUUACGUCUUCUUCAAGACCGUGUGCGACAUCUACGAUCUCUUGCCCGCCGAGAACUACAAGUUACCACCGGAAGCCGAGGGCCUGGACGACGGCAACCUGGGCGUUGGUGAACCCGGAGACAGGAGCGACAGGAAGCAGCAACAGCACCACCACCAACCGAUGGGGAACAUCUCCAUCGCGAAGCCGCCCGCUCGUCGGGGUAUUGAAGACGGCGACUACUCCGGCGUGAACAGGACCAACACGAGGAGACACAUUAAGAGUAGUCCCUCGACAGGGAGCGCAGUCACCACCGUCCCCGAGGCAGACGAGGAUGACAGCUCCGACCUGUCCCACAGGCUACGGGGGAUGCGGAUAUCUGGGCCUUCUGGCCCCCAGGCAGUGCCCGAGGAGGACAGGGAAUCCGCCAACAUUCCGGUAGUAGUGGAGCACAGGCCGCACCUGGCAACCUCCGAGCAGCCGAACCGGCCAUCCAGUGUAGUCCCCCCGCCGGGGACGGCAGCGGGGCCCGAUAGCGAGCCGGAGCCGAAGCCUGCGCCAGGAUCCGAGGUCACGAAGCAGGCAGCGGCCGAGCCGGAAGCCCCGGUCCAAACCCAGAGCGCAGCGGAACCGGAGACUCGUCCCGGACCCGAACCCCAAAAAACUGAGCAGGAAUCGGGGCAACAAGACUCCAAGCCUGCGUCAAAGACAAAGGAGUCGCAGCCCCUCGCUCCAGUCCCUGACGAGCAGCAGCAGCAGGAGCAGGAACUCGAAGCCCAACCAGGACGAGGGCGUGUCCCCCGUAACUACUGA
Thermothelomyces thermophilus ATCC 42464 is the source of this 1515-nucleotide messenger RNA. RefSeq lists its product as uncharacterized. NCBI's taxonomy places the organism in Eukaryota, Fungi, Ascomycota, Sordariomycetes, Sordariales, Chaetomiaceae. The record is from RefSeq and is a predicted model, not a curated record. Gene Ontology annotation, cellular component: cytoplasm. The transcript has 3 exons. Bases 1 to 1515 code for a protein of 504 amino acids.